AUGACGAAACUGCCUAUUCCAAUUUGGUUAGACUGUGAUCCAGGAAACGAUGAUGCCUUUGCUAUCUUAUUAUCCUUGUUUGACAGUCGAUUCCAACUUUUAGGUAUUUCCACAGUACAUGGAAAUGCCCCAAUUAGCAUGACAACACACAAUACAUUAGGGUUACUAGAUCUAUUGCGUGUCUAUAAUAAAGUUAAAGUCUACAAAGGAGCCGAAUUCCCACUCAAAGUACCUUCAAAGUUUGCAUUGGAAGUACAUGGAAAGAAUGGAUUAGCCGAUAUAGAAUUUUCUGAAAAUUCAAUCAAUGAAAUUAGUCAAGACAUGGAUUGUAUUGAAGCUAUGAAACAAACAAUAGACUUGAAUUCCGAAAAUAUCAAUCUUGUAUGCACAGGUACAUUAACAAAUGUCGCCAAACUAAUUACAAAAUACCCAGAUGUCACAUCACAGAUUAAAUGGGUCUCCAUAAUGGGCGGAAGCUUUGGGUUUGGCAAUAUUACUCCCUAUGCUGAAUUCAAUUUUCAUACUGAUCCACAUGCAGCCAAAUUAGUAAUUCAGGAAUUAAGUAACAAGGUUAUUGUAUCCCCAUUGAAUUUUACCCAUAAAGUCAUUGCCACUUCGGAAAUUAGAAAACAUAUGUAUGACGACAAUAACGAGAAACGAAGUUCUCCAAUAAGAAAUGUUUUCUUUCGUAUUUUGACAUUCUAUUACAAAGUGUAUGCUGCAAAUGGAUUUUUGGAAGGCCCACCAAUACACGAUCCAUUGGCUGUCUAUAGCUUGCUUCCAUUUUUCAAUUCAUUUGAACAAUAUGGAUAUACCUGUGCGCAGAAGAAUAUUGAUAUUAUUACUGAAGGUGUUAGAAUGGGUGAAUCGGUGAUUGUUGAAGGAGGGAAUACUGACAAAGGAGUUUAUAUUGGUGAAGCGAUAGAUAACAAAAAGUUUUGGGAUAGUAUUUUAUUGGCUCUUCAAAAUGCGGAUUUACAAACAAAGAAUUGA
Candida albicans SC5314 is the source of this 993-nucleotide messenger RNA. RefSeq names its product trifunctional uridine nucleosidase/nicotinamide riboside hydrolase/nicotinic acid riboside hydrolase. Gene Ontology annotation, biological process: purine nucleoside catabolic process. The transcript has a single exon. The coding region runs from base 1 to 993 and encodes 330 amino acids. The record is from RefSeq and is a predicted model, not a curated record. Gene Ontology annotation, cellular component: cytosol. Gene Ontology annotation, molecular function: purine nucleosidase activity. NCBI's taxonomy places the organism in Eukaryota, Fungi, Ascomycota, Pichiomycetes, Serinales, Debaryomycetaceae.